Messenger RNA from Maylandia zebra (zebra mbuna), 1298 nucleotides. RefSeq names its product deoxyribonuclease II beta (gene dnase2b). NCBI's taxonomy places the organism in Eukaryota, Metazoa, Chordata, Actinopteri, Cichliformes, Cichlidae. The record is from RefSeq and is a predicted model, not a curated record. Gene Ontology annotation, biological process: apoptotic DNA fragmentation. Gene Ontology annotation, molecular function: deoxyribonuclease II activity.
UGUUGACUUCAGCUGCAAGAGUCACUCAGGAUGAUCUCACGCUUUAGUUUAUCCUCACAGAUUUUUGUGCUUUUGUGUUGCACAGUUUGUGGUGCUGACAUUUCAUGUAGAAAUGAAGAAGGCGAGGCAGUCGAUUGGUUUAUCGUCUACAAACUGCCUAAAUACAGAAUCGAUGACAUCGGCAGUGGGGUGGAGUACAUGUACUUGGAUUCAUCAAAAGAAGGCUGGGAAAUGAGUAAAUACACGAUUAACUCCAGCCAAGGAGCCAUAACAAACACACUGAACCAGCUUUACAUGGGAAAAGAGUACAAGUCAAACACCUCAGUGUAUGCACUCUAUAACGACGCCCCACCAGACCUGAAAUACAUUCAAAAAUAUGGACACACUAAAGGGGCACUGCUCUUUGACCGCGCUCAAGGUUUCUGGUUGUCGCACAGCAUUCCCCAUUUCCCUUCCUUCCCCGAGAAAGGGUACCUAUACCCGUCGUCUGGCAAAGUCAAUGGCCAGACUGCACUGUGUGUGACCUACCAGUACCAACAGUUUCUUCAUAUAGCAAAGCAGUUGGUCUACCUUUACCCACGUUUCUAUAACUGCUCUGUUCCUGCUGCAUUCUCGGCUGACCUGCCACAGCUGGCCCAGUUAUGUGCGGACUCCAAACCACAGCUGUCCUCCAAUAAGAGAAUGGAGCAGCUUUUUUCAGCUGGAGGGGAAAAGUUUGUCAGUUUUGCUAAAUCUGAAAACUUUGUGGAUGAUAUCUACACAGGCUGGGUGGCUCAGGAACUGGGCGCCGACCUUUUAGUGGAGUCCUGGCAGAGACAAGGUCACGACCUGCCCUCCAACUGCUCACUGGCCAAACACACCAUGAACAUUAAGAAAAUCCAGCUUCCCAGAUCAAUCCUGUUUUAUUCGCACUACGACCACUCAAAGUGGUGCGUGUCACGACUUUAUGAGGACCAGGUGACCUGCCUGGGAGACCUAAACAGAGAGAUGGGCCAGCUGUGGCGAGGUGGCGGUCUGAUCUGUUCCUCCAACCCUUUGAUUUAUAAGGCCUUCAGGCAGGUGGUGGAUUGGUACAUUCAGUGCUAAUUGAGAAGGAAAAGCAAAGUGAUUAAGAAUCAGUGUGACACUGGCUGACAGUGGCAGAGCGAGACACUAUGAUUCUGUCUCCAGGGUUGACUGCUAUGUAGAAGUAACAUAGAGACUCACAUAUAAUAAUGUAUGUGUAUAAUUGAAUUCAGUUUUAUAUAUACAGCUCCAAAUCACAACAACAGUCACCCGAAGGUGCUUUAUAUUGUAAG